UCGGUAGGCGGAAAAGCGGUAGUUCGCGUCUGCGUCUGGAGAUAAGGCCAAACCGGGUGUUUUUAUUAAGCAGCUUCAUACAGGGGAUAUUAAAAACGAGCUCUGAGGCUGCUGGAAUGGCGGUCCCCGCGGGUCAGACAGAUGGACAGAUGGACAGAGGCGGCCUGAGCGGACAGACAGUCUCCUCUGAGAACAACAUUGACAUCGACGAGAAAGAGUUGGAAAACAUCACAAAGAAACACCGAGAAGACGAAGCGACAGCGCUGCCUCUGCACUCCCCGUGGACGUUUUGGCUGGACAGGUCGUUGCCAGGCACGACGGCUGCAGAAUGUGAGUCCAACCUGAAGAAGAUCUACACCGUGCAAAGCGUUCAGAUGUUCUGGAGUGUAUACAACAACAUCCCUCCAGUCACGGCCCUGCCUUUGAGAUGUAGCUAUCACUUAAUGCGUGGAGAGCGGAGGCCGCUGUGGGAGGAAGAAAGUAAUGCAAAAGGAGGAGUAUGGAAGAUGAAAAUACCAAAAGAAAGCGCUUCUACAGUUUGGAAAGAAUUGUUACUUGCUACUAUUGGGGAGCAGUUUGCAGAUUACUGUGCCUCAGAGGAUGAGGUCGUCGGCGUCAGUGUUAGCGUUCGAGAUCGGGAGGAUGUCGUACAAAUCUGGAAUAGAGAUGCAUCUCUUGCUAACGAAGCAAAUAUCUUGGGGAAAGUCUAUGAGCUCCUCCCGUACAUAUCUUUUAAAGCUGUUUUUUAUAAGUCUCACAUGGAGCAUCAUGCCUUUGAAGGUGGACGCUCAAGACAUUAGACUGUAAUGCACUUUUUUUUUUUUAUUUGAACCCGAACUCUGUACCUGCCUUGCCAUAAAGGCGCUGUCCACAACAUGAUCAAGGAUAUUAUUUUACAUUCAACAAAUGUUAUCAAUAUAUUUUUAUAACUUUUAAUGACUGAUGCCUUGUUUCUUUUCAAUGUGGGUCCUAAAGCUCUGAACUCCUCAGAGACUGUAUAUCCAGCGUAAAUGUCCUUCAUUCGUUCAUGUGGGUUUUACUUCCUCCUAUACUGAACUGCACUGUCAUGGUCCUGUUUUCUGCACGGCCUGUGAACCUCACAGUUUAUUCCCAGUAUGGAGGUAGCCCCUACAGAAUCUAGUGUGCUUUAACUGUUUUAAUUAAGUCAGCUCACUCUGUGCCAUAGCACUUUUCUGCCGUGUAAGUUUGCAUCCUAAUGGUGUUUUGUUCAGCUGGGGUUUUUCCUACCUAAUGUCCCAUUUGGCUUCUUGAAACUUCAUCAACUGUACAUCAAACUUAAAUAAGGGUAACACUUGGAAAUAUUGCACAUGACUACCUAUUCCAAUCACAGUGUCCCUCAGUUCUAAAGCCAUCAUAGGGAAUCAGAAUAUAUCCCAACACGGUAUGGCCCUAAGAAAUGCAACAUUUGGUUUCUGACAGUUUUUUUAAUGAGCAAAAUCCAUUGUGAAAGGUGCCUCUUUGAAUGUUCUCAGCCACACCGCUUUUGACAUUUCUCUCCAUACCCGUGUUGAAAGUAGACCCCCUGCUCUAAAUGCAGUCACAGAUUGUUUCGUGUAUUACUCUGCUCAUUUUUGUGCUCAACUAGUGGUGCUCUUAGUACUUGUCUGUGCUUGUUUCCCCAAUCGAUGGAAUUACUGGACCAUGUCCUUCUAACCACCGCACAGAGGAAAAUACCGCAUUGUCUGCUUUAAAGGAAGCAAUACGAGGUCAUGUUAGUCCCAGAUUUUGCAUGAUUUGUCAAACAAGACAGAUGUGGUGAGUUUCAAUAGUCACCGAGUCAGCGUAGACCGCUGCUCCAAAGAAAAGCACACUUUAAACUGUAAGUUACUGACUCACCUGUGUGAUUCUGUACAACCACCGCUGUUAAUACAGAAAAUAGAAAACCCUAUUUUUCUAUCAGAACCCUUUCAAAUGAGACGUUGUCACCCAUGCCGAGAUAACUUCACUAACACAGUUAACAUGUUAUUUUAUUGCAGAGUAGGCUACAGUAAACUGAGUGCUUCUGGUAUUAUCACACAACUUUUAUACCGCAUAUCAACUUUGGACUGGUUGAUAAACUAGUUAUAAGCGGACAAUGUUUCCUUUGUAAACAUGAUUUUUGCAGUGACAUGGACAAAGUGAAUAAAAUGGAAAUAAAAAUACAAUUAUCAUUU
Molecule: messenger RNA, 2174 nt
Organism: Chelmon rostratus (copperband butterflyfish)
Lineage: Eukaryota; Metazoa; Chordata; Actinopteri; Chaetodontiformes; Chaetodontidae
Product: eukaryotic translation initiation factor 4E type 3-like
Exons: 7
Coding region: 117-800 (227 amino acids)
Biological process (GO): translational initiation
Cellular component (GO): eukaryotic translation initiation factor 4F complex
Molecular function (GO): RNA 7-methylguanosine cap binding; translation initiation factor activity
Source: RefSeq, a predicted model, not a curated record